GAGCCGGCGCGGGGCUUUGGGGACGAGGAGGAGAGGCGCUGCGACCCCAUCCGCAUCACCAUGUGCCAGAACCUCGGCUACAACGUGACCAAGAUGCCCAACCUGGUGGGGCACGAGCUGCAGACGGACGCCGAGCUGCAGCUGACAACUUUCACGCCGCUCAUCCAGUACGGCUGCUCCAGCCAGCUGCAGUUCUUCCUUUGUUCGGUGUAUGUGCCCAUGUGCACAGAGAAGAUCAACAUCCCCAUUGGCCCAUGCGGUGGCAUGUGCCUUUCCGUCAAGAGACGCUGUGAACCAGUCCUUAAGGAAUUUGGAUUUGCCUGGCCGGAGAGCCUGAACUGCAGCAAAUUCCCACCCCAAAACGACCACAAUCACAUGUGCAUGGAAGGGCCGGGUGAUGAAGAGGUGCCCUUACCGCACAAAACCCCCAUCCAGCCGGGGGAAGAGUGCCACUCCGUGGGAACCAAUUCGGAUCAGUACAUCUGGGUGAAAAGGAGCCUGAACUGCGUUCUCAAGUGUGGCUAUGACGCCGGCUUAUACAGCCGCUCAGCCAAGGAGUUCACCGAUAUCUGGAUGGCCGUGUGGGCCAGCCUGUGCUUCAUCUCCACCGCCUUCACAGUCCUGACCUUCCUGAUCGAUUCCUCUCGCUUUUCCUACCCUGAGCGCCCCAUCAUAUUUCUCAGCAUGUGCUAUAAUAUUUAUAGCAUUGCUUAUAUUGUCAGGCUGACUGUGGGCCGGGAAAGGAUAUCCUGCGAUUUUGAAGAGGCAGCAGAGCCUGUUCUCAUCCAAGAAGGACUUAAGAAUACAGGAUGUGCAAUCAUUUUCUUGCUGAUGUACUUUUUUGGAAUGGCUAGCUCCAUCUGGUGGGUUAUCCUGACGCUCACUUGGUUUUUGGCAGCCGGACUCAAAUGGGGUCACGAAGCCAUUGAGAUGCACAGCUCUUAUUUCCACAUCGCUGCCUGGGCCAUCCCUGCAGUGAAAACCAUUGUCAUCUUGAUCAUGAGACUGGUGGAUGCGGAUGAACUGACCGGCCUGUGUUACGUUGGGAACCAGAACCUGGACGCCCUCACUGGCUUCGUGGUGGCUCCCCUCUUCACCUACUUGGUGAUCGGGACGUUAUUCAUCGCCGCUGGGUUGGUGGCCUUGUUCAAAAUCCGCUCCAACCUGCAAAAGGAUGGGACAAAGACGGACAAGUUGGAAAGGCUGAUGGUCAAAAUCGGAGUCUUCUCCGUGCUGUACACGGUCCCCGCCACCUGUGUGAUUGCCUGUUAUUUCUAUGAAAUCUCCAACUGGGCCAUCUUCCGGUAUUCUGCGGACGACUCCAAUAUGGCGGUUGAAAUGUUAAAGAUUUUCAUGUCUCUGCUGGUAGGCAUCACUUCAGGCAUGUGGAUUUGGUCAGCCAAGACUUUUCACACAUGGCAGAAGUGCUCCAACAGAUUGGUGAACUCUGGGAAGGUAAAGCGAGAGAAGAGAGGGAAUGGUUGGGUGAAGUCCGGGAAAGGCAAUGAAACCGUGGUAUAAAGCCCGCCAGCCUCCACAGGGCCCUCGUUUCCGAAGGGGGGUGGGGACAUGAGCAUUUCACUGGAAAUGCUGCUCAAAACUGUAUGCAAUAAAUCUCAGUUUGAACAAACAAGUAACACUGCAGCGAGCCCCCUCCCCAGUCCAGUCCCCCACCCCCUCCCCCCAAACACACCCUUCAGCAUCCUAAAACUAAUGCUUUUGCUGCAGACUCUGGGAAGAUCCAAACAGAAGAGCCAGUCACAAGGCGUUCAAAGCUGUGAAAACAAAGAAAAAUCAAACUUGACCACUUUAGCAGGUUGCAGCUUGGCAUGUGGAGGUCCUGCCUAGAUCCCAGGCAGCCCAGGAUGAGGCUGCAUUUCCUUGCAAGGGUGGGAUUUGAUCCCAUAAUUGGAAACCUGCAGGGAGAAAGAAUAGCUUGGGGGUUUUUUGAACCCUGUUGAGAUUUAAAUGCAAGCUGGGUCUUUCAAAUAGCAAAGCAAUCUAUAAACACUGGAAACGCUGGGUUCAGAGAAGUGUUACAUGAGUUUUGUGUUUGGCUGGUCUAACGUAAACAUCUUCAGCCACGCGGUGUCUGCUGUUGACAGUGGGGUGGCUGGCUCUCCCCAGAGCGGGUGUCAGAAUCCGUCAGUGCCUUUGUCAUAAAGCAGAUUUGUUGGAACAAACGAGCACUGUACAAACACACCUAAGGUAUCCAGUGGGGUUUUCUUCUUUCUCUC
Echinops telfairi (small Madagascar hedgehog) is the source of this 2237-nucleotide messenger RNA. RefSeq names its product frizzled class receptor 4 (gene FZD4). Lineage: Eukaryota; Metazoa; Chordata; Mammalia; Afrosoricida; Tenrecidae. The record is from RefSeq and is a predicted model, not a curated record. Gene Ontology annotation, biological process: non-canonical Wnt signaling pathway; retina vasculature morphogenesis in camera-type eye; canonical Wnt signaling pathway. Gene Ontology annotation, molecular function: Wnt receptor activity; Wnt-protein binding. Gene Ontology annotation, cellular component: plasma membrane. Bases 61 to 1521 code for a protein of 486 amino acids. The transcript has 2 exons.